UAUAUUCUAAUGUUUUCAUUUUUGGGGAGAAAAAUAUUCUAACCUAAUCCAGUGAAUUUCCAACUUAAAUGUUUGCCAAGGUCCACAACUGCAUUCACCAAAAAGAUUUACAAGAACUAAGGAACAAUACUAUGAACUCAACUGUAGAAUGCCCAUAUAAGUCAUCAAAGUACAAUGAAAUACGAAGGAAAUGGAAAAAUAACAGUGACAAUAAAAAGAAACUUAUAGACAAUAAGAAACAAGAUUACAAAAACGCUGAAAAGAUUGCAGAAACUUCUAAUCAAGCACCUUACAAUACGAAUGAUAAAAAUAUUAAAGGAAGUGAUUUCAAGAUAAAGCCGAGUCUCAUUCCACGGCCCAUAUCGAAGAAAGCGACGUUAAAUACUAAAGAAUCUAAUGCAUCUAUAAGUAUCAGGAUACAAAACCUCGUACAAGAAAUUCAUCACUUGAAAAUUACUCAAGAUGUAUUCGAAACUGAAGUACAGCGUGUGGACCUCACAAGACCGAUACCGAACAUUGACAGUGAAAUCGAUUUGCAGAAUAACAAUAUCUUUAUAGAUCAAGAAUUUGUCAUAUCCGAAAUGUGUGAAAUUAAUUAUGACGGUAACGCUAAUGAAGAUUUGAAGGAAUCUAAUAUUGAACAUGAUCUUACAAGUGUAGUAAUUAAACAGACAAAAGAAAAUAUAUUAGAUGAUACAAAGGAUGAAAUUGACGGUCUUCCUAAACCUUUAGAAUCUACAAAUAUUUCAGAUGAAUCUGAAGCAAGUAAAGUAGUGAUUGAUGUUAUCAAUCAUACUUUGGAUGAAUAUGUAAAGAAAAAACUAGCAGAUGAUGUUAUCAAUCACAAUAACGACACGACAGCUUCUAAAAUUGAAACACCGAAGAAGAAAAGUAUCCACCUUUGGGACUCCAGGGGCCGGUGCAAACGAUGCCAUGUGUACAAAAUAGGACACAAACCGAGAAAAGGGCGUCUAAUGUUGAUGAUGCGUAUGUCGAUCGGGCGGAUCUGUAAGCAGCGGCUUUACGAGGCCUGGAGGAAAACCGCUGACCAUUUCAUACCACGCCCACGGUUCAAACUGCCAAAAAGCUCCAUAAUGAUACACAUAGAAAAGUCUUUGGUUUGGACGAAAGAUAUACCGAGAAGUAACACAGAUUUAGACACUGCCAAAGAAGCUGAAAUAGAAAAUUGGAGUUUGAAACCCGAUUCGAUUAAGAACGAUACAGAGCCGACGCAAACUUCCAAGCAUAGUUUGAAUAAUGGUGGAAACCCGAAAGUCGGUCCCUCCAUUUUUCGCCUGCCAGAUCCGCGCACAGAAGACACAGAAUUACCUGUACCAACUCGUACGGUAGUUUGUACGAACCAAUCGUCAGUUUUCGAAGUGACACAGGGGUUUACUGACCCUCUUAUAACUUAUCAAGAUAAUGAUACACAAACAAUAAAGUCUUCAAACAAAACCAUUGGAGUUUUUGCCAUGGAACAAAUAUUACUUAACGAGAAAUCGAACUACGUAACAGAGACGACGGUGCCGUGUCGGAGACUAGAAAACACAUUAGUCACGGCGAGAGGAACCAUUUUAACCUGCACAGGUACCCGGAUCACGUCUUUGUCCCCCGUGGCGUCAGUGUACCACCUGCAACAGACGCUGGAUACCACAGGCUUAUCAGCAUGGUUCACAAGAAAGGAUGAUCAAAAUCCAACCACGGUACAGAGAGUCUGCUGUUUUAAAGAUGUGUGUUUAGGUUUCCAAGAUCUACGGCAAGACCAGUCUACGUCCUACCAACGUUCGCUGUUGGACAUUAAAGAUAACACUACAUCGACGAGCACGAGCGGGCUACGUGUGGUGAAAUCUGUUUGUCUGUCCGAGGUGUUCAACGUGGUUGAGACAAACGAAGUGCAUUGCUUCACUCAGUACAACGAAUAUUCCCCUGAGCUGGCGCUGCUGAGCCGCAGUGAGCUGAUGUCGGUGCGGCUGCUCGACUCCGUGAGAGAGAUGGCGAUAGAGGCUAAACCACUCACGUGCGACACACAAAUUAAUGAAUUUAUUUCUUCUAAAUCAGCCGAAGUGGUCACGACUUUACCUAUUACUGAGGACAAAAGUAUUUCUACUUUGGACUUCGGCAUUGAAAAAGAUACGCAGUAUGAAGUAUUGGAAGCUACGGCCAACCUUCGUCAGAAGGGUGGCAGGAGUCCGGCAGACUUCGUCAUAUCCAGCAAUUUAAACGCGCAGAAAUGGAUGGAUGGAUAUAAGAAUAAUCCAAAGUCACUGAACCUGAGCCAAGUAACCGUCAACGAACUUCUAGAGCGGGCUUUCACCACUUCGACGUCCAGGGCGCCAGGAGUUCCGCAGAACGCCUUCAGCUGUGUGGCCAUGGAGAAAGAAGAUUCAAGCGCUAGCAAGACUGAUAUUAUAACCAACAGUGCAAAGACCUCACAAGAUCCGUUUAGGAAUGUGUCCAACGUGACAACUAAGGACAACAUAUCGGGGCCAGCCAAACGAAGUUCAAAGUCGUCGAUAAACAUCGUCCUGAAACUGAGCCGCCGGCACAAACGGGACUGCGUCAUCUCCAUCAACUUUGACGCGCAAAACGCUCAACACACUAAACGCAAAUAGAACAUAUACCACCAACGCCAUCUACUGAAGUUUUUACUACAGCACAAUAUAAGAUUUCACAAAAUAAUAUAUUUUCCGCAACUGAAAACGCCGUAGACAUUCGUGGUACUGAGAAGGAAAAUUUG
Molecule: messenger RNA, 2737 nt
Organism: Aricia agestis (brown argus)
Lineage: Eukaryota; Metazoa; Arthropoda; Insecta; Lepidoptera; Lycaenidae
Exons: 25
Coding region: 69-2612 (847 amino acids)
Source: RefSeq, a predicted model, not a curated record